AUGCUGCUCCUGCCUCUCUUAGUGUCUUUUCCUUUACUGUUUAACUUGAUGUUUGCCAUGCAAAACAGCGCUCUCUAUCGAUAUCCAACAGGCCGUGCUUCGUUUGGUAAAUUCAAGUGCGACCCUUUCUAUUUCUUAUGGGAAGAGAAACUUACAUCGUCCAUGGUGGAAGAUAAGUUGGACUGCACUUUCCUUUGUGUCGGUGAACCAAAGUGCUAUUCGUUCAACAUAGCAGUGUAUCCUGACUCCAAAGGUCUUUAUCUGUGUGAGUUAUUGGCCACAGACAAGUACAGAGAGGCUGAAAAGGUUCAUGCAAAUGCUACCUUCCAUCACUGCAGUCCGUCGGUAAGAUCUGUUCAUAUAUUUGGUGCUUAACACUUUUCGUAUUUCUUAAAAUAGAAACUGGAUGAUUCAAGGAAUGUUCACUUUGUUUCUAGUCUCCAUGUGAAAGCGCUCCUUGUAAGAACGGAGGUGUCUGUGUUCCUGAAUAUGAAAGGAACUCCUAUCAUUGUGAAUGUAAGCCUGUAUUUUGCGGAACUCACUGCAAACGCUACAAAUGUGGAGGUAUUGAAUUUAGUCUUUUACUGUUGCAUGUGGUAGAACUGGAAGAGUCACAUACUGUCAUAAACCACAAUUCUUGUAUGUAUAUGGUUUACCUCUUUUCAACUUUUGGCUAUGAAUUCAAUUUAAAUCGGUCUAUUGUACUUCUUUUCCCCAAUAAACAUUCCCCAAGUAUAUUUCCCGUAAAGAGAAAAUAAAUUUCGUGUACAUGUCAGGCACUUUAUAUUAAGAUAAAUGAAAUCUUUUACUUCUAAAUUUCUUAUGUUCUUUGUUGCUUUGUUAUUUGUUUUUCAGGGAAUCGAACUUGCAGUGACAUCAAAUACUGCAAUCCUGAGGCUAAAAAUGGCUCUUAUGUCAUCGACCCUGAUGGAGAGGGCGGAGUGAAACCAUUUAAAGUCUUCUGUGACAUGACUGACAAGGACGGGAUAGGAGUGACAGUUGUCAGUCACGACAGUGAAAACAGAACACUGGUGGCUGGGUUUGAAGCCCCUGGUAGCUAUUGGCGUAAUGUUACUUAUGAUGAAACCAGUCUAAUUCAGCUAACAAGCUUAACAGCUUCAUCUGCUCACUGUGAGCAGUUUAUCAAAUACGAAUGCUAUCAUUCAGUGAUCUUAAGCAAUGAUGACAUGUACGGCUGGUGGGUAUCACGUGAUGACGAGAAGAUGAAGUACUGGGGUGGAGUCAACUCUGUUCCCUUUAAAUGUGCAUGCGGUUUGACUGACACGUGCGCGGACAGCAGUUACGGCUGCAACUGCGAUAAGAACGAUUUGAAUUGGCGAGAGGACAGCGGUUUACUAACAGACAAGUCCAAGCUUCCCGUGAUUCAAAUGAGAUUUGGAGAUACCGGUGAUAUUGUGCUUUACAAUGAAUCAGGAUAUCACACGCUUGGACCACUGGAGUGUUAUGGACUCAUCUAGAACUCAUGAAGACUGUUGAUUAACCAUUUAAAAGAUAACUUGAACAGUGUACUCUCUCCGUCAGACCUCAAUUAUAGUUAUAAUUAUUAGUUAUAUUUACAUGUAAUAUUUUCAGAAUCUCAGCAGUGUUGUGUAGUUUUCCAUGGUUUCUUUUUAAAUAGCGCACGUGGUAGACUUUUUCAAAAAGGCAGCCAAUAUUGUUAAGAUCAAACUUGAAUCGCUUAAAGAAACAUCUUCCUUUUCGAAUAGUCACCAGGCAUCAGAGUUUACGGCUAUUACAUAAGGCGAAAAGUAGCUCUAAUUUGAUUCUCUUCCUACAUCAGAACUGAAAUCAUGUAAAGCAGC
Messenger RNA from Pocillopora meandrina, 1823 nucleotides. The record is from the annotation of a GenBank genome assembly. NCBI's taxonomy places the organism in Eukaryota, Metazoa, Cnidaria, Anthozoa, Scleractinia, Pocilloporidae.